Phaeoacremonium minimum UCRPA7 is the source of this 1437-nucleotide messenger RNA. RefSeq names its product putative glutamine synthetase protein. The record is from RefSeq and is a predicted model, not a curated record. NCBI's taxonomy places the organism in Eukaryota, Fungi, Ascomycota, Sordariomycetes, Togniniales, Togniniaceae. Gene Ontology annotation, molecular function: glutamine synthetase activity. The transcript is spliced from 4 exons. The coding region runs from base 1 to 1437 and encodes 478 amino acids.
AUGUCUGACUCAAAGCCCAAGGAGAUCACUGUUGACUCCUUGCCCUCCCUGCUCGAGAAUGACAACAGCGUCAAGCUCGCCGGCAUCGAUGUCGACGGUAUCCUGCGGGGCAAGCUGGUCUCCAAAAAGAAGUUCCUCUCCAUUGCCGCUACAGGCUUUGGCUUCUGCUCUGUCAUCUUCGGCUGGGACAUGCACGACAUGACCUACAUUCGCGAGCUCAAGAUCUCCAACAAGGAGAACGGCUACCGUGACGUCAUCGCUGUCCCCGACCUCGCCAGCUUCCGGAGGAUACCUUGGGAGGACAACGUGCCCUUCUUCCUCGUCAGUUUCUUCGAUCCCGAUACCCACGAGCCCAUAUGCGCCGACCCGCGAGGGCUCCUGAAGCUUCAGGUGGACAAGAUCAAGGAGCGUGGCUGGGGCGCCAUGGCUGGAGCUGAGUACGAGUUCUUCCAGUUCAAGGCGCCCUCCGACUCGACUGCCGCCUACCUCCGCGAUAACCCGCCGCAUACCCUUCCUUCACUCACCGAAGGCAUGUUCGGUUACAGCGUAACACGCCCGGUUCACAACAAGGACUACUAUUACGAUAUAUUUAAUACGUGUGCCGCAUUCGACUGUAAUAUCGAGGGCUGGCAUACAGAGAGCGGUCCUGGCGUGUUCGAGGCGGCGCUUGAGUUUGGUGAGAUCCAGGGCAUGGCGGAUCGCGCCAGCUUGUUCAAGUAUGUCGUGAAAUCAGUUGCAACCAAGUAUGCUAUAACGCCGUGCUUCAUGGCCAAACCCAAGCAGGGGCUUCCUGGCAAUUCGGGACACAUGCACGUCUCCCUCGUCGACAAGUCUGGUAAGAAUCUGCUUUACCGAGAAACGCGUGACGAGAAUGCUCCCUGGUCGGAUAUCGCGGGACUGUCAGAUAUCGGCCGUCACUUCCUCGCCGGCCUGAUUGACGGUCUGCCUGACAUUAUGCCCAUGCUUGCCCCUACCAUCAACAGCUACAAGCGGCUUGUAGAGAACUUCUGGGCGCCUGUUACUGUAUCGUGGGGCCUGGAGCAUCGAGCGGCCAGCAUUCGACUCAUUGCGCCGCCAACGAGCAAGCCAGGGGCCACGAGAUUCGAGGUCCGUGUCCCUGGUGCAGAUGCGAAUCCGUUCUUUGUCAUGGCUGCGAUCCUGGGACUCGGCUACCGAGGAAUUGAGAAGAAGCUGGAAAUCACAAUCCCGCCGCUGGGCAAAGGAGAAGAUGUCGGCGGUGACAGUGACAAGGGCAUGCGACUGGCAAGAAGUCUGAAGGAAGCCACUGAUCGAUUCAAACGACCGGACUCCGUUGCGAGAGAAGUUUUCGGUGAUGACUUUGUGGAACAUUAUGCCGGCACUAGAGAGCACGAGAUCCGCGUAUGGGAUGAGGCUGUUACUGAUUGGGAGAUGAAGAGGUAUAUCGAGACUGUAUAG